Molecule: messenger RNA, 2914 nt
Organism: Meloidogyne enterolobii
Lineage: Eukaryota; Metazoa; Nematoda; Chromadorea; Rhabditida; Meloidogynidae
Source: the annotation of a GenBank genome assembly
AUUUUUUGGUUGUUUUUCACUUUUCCCUCCCACAAGAGUCUGAAUUAUCGGCAGUGCCGUUUCCACAUUUUUUAUUUUUAUUAUAUUUUACUUCGUAUAAUUUUAGAUGACAUCUUCUUCACCAAACUCAGCAGAUACGGGAUCAAAAAUUAUGUUCACUAGACAAGAUGAAUGGAAAAAUACAGGGAGCCCAGAUGGGGAAAUUAAAGUUUUUCGACCGACUAUGGAGGAAUUUAAAAAUUUUGGCAAGUAUAUGGAAUAUAUUGAGCAACAAAAUGCUCAUCUUUCUUCUGGUGUUUGCAAAGUUAUUCCUCCAGAAGGUUGGUAUCCAAGGCCUUCAAAACUGCCCGACGAUUACUCUGAUAUUGACGAUUUUAUAAUUGAAUGUCCAGUGAGAGAACGAAUUGAAAGUAUGGGAAACGGCUGUCACGUUAAAAAUAAUGUUGUUUACAGAAAAGAGAUGAAGGUUAAAGAUUUUCGUAGAAUGGCUUUAUCAAAACAAUACGGAACGCCUCAAAAGAAUUAUGACUUGUACAAUUUAGAAAAACAUUUUUGGCGUAAUUUAUUGCAUCACGAACCUAUUUAUGGAGCUGACACGCCUGGUUCUAUUUAUGAUUCUGAUGUUAAAGAGUUUAAUAUGAAUUGCCUCGGAACGAUUUUAGACUUGCUUAAGGAGGAAAAGGUAACAAUCAAGGGUGUUAAUACAGUGUUUUUAUAUUUUGGCAUGUGGAAAACAACAUUUCCUUGGCAUGCGGAAGACAUGGAUCUUUAUUCAAUAAAUUAUUUACAUUUUGGAGAGCCAAAAUUUUGGUAUGCAAUUCCCUCUCAUGCAGCCGAAAAAUUUGAGAGAUUGGCAGCUCAGCGCUUUCCAGACGGCUUACAAAUUUGCAAAGCUUUUCUUCGACAUAAACUUUAUAUUAUAUCCCCAACUGUUUUAAAACAAAAUGGAAUUCCUUAUGGAACUAUGGUUCAAUACCCUGGAGAAUUUAUAAUAACUUUUCCAAAAGGCUACCAUAUGGGGUUUAAUACUGGUUAUAACUGUGCAGAGUCUACGAAUUUUGCAUUGGAGAGAUGGAUUGAUUAUGGAAAAAAUGCUGUUCUGUGUUAUUGUCGAAAAGACACUGUUGAAAUCGAUAUGCGACCUUUUAUGAAGAAAUACAGACCUGAGGAAUAUCGUGAAUGGUUUGAUUAUUGGUAUGGAGAAAGAGCAUCAACUUAUAAACCUACAAAACCAGACACCAUAAAAACACGAAAACGAAAGGGUAGUCAGGACAGUGGUGGAGGGAAAAGUGAAACAGGCAGUGAGGACAGUUCAAUAAAUUUGCCUAGAUCAAUUUGUACGAAACGUCAACGGAAAAUUUUUCAAGCAAGGAAACCAAUGUUUGACCUCUGGGCAAAUCGUCCAGUCAAUUUAUUUGCUGAAAAAACUCAUAAUAGUCGUUGCGGCAAACUGUUUCCUCAUUGUUGUGUUUGCCAAUAUUUUAUAUCUAAAGAAAUUUGGAAUUCGCUUCCGCCAGUGGAAAGUUUGCCAAAAAGUUCUCGACGUUAUGUAACUGAUCAAAUGUUCUAUAAAGAAAAACACCUUAAAAAUCUUGAUUUGAAAAUUUGUGAAGACGAACUUUUAGAAUGCUCAAAUUGUUAUAUGGUUGUACAUAAAAAUUGUUAUCCUUGUGGAGGAACAAAAAUAACACCCGAAAUGAAUGAAUGUUGGUUAUGUGAACGUUGUUAUAAUCGGAAUGAUGUCCUUAUCCGCACUACUUCAUGUAGAUUAUGUGAACUUCGAGGAGGGGCUUUAUUGGAAUGUGAAGGAAUGUUUGGUGAAGGAAGCGAUUUUGUUCAUGUUAUUUGUGCAUUAAUGGAUAGAGGAACUCGUUUUUUGAAACCUGAAAAUCGUUCUGCUCCAUUUAGUCCUCCACCUAAAAGGUUAUUAACAACACAGUCAUCUAUUUCGGAAAGAAAUGGUUCUAGUCCAAAUUUGCUUCAACAACAGACACCUAUUAUUUCAAAUACUUUAAAUGUUGAUUCUUUUGGUGAUUCAGGGAUCUCUGAAAUUAAAUCGCCAAUAACUUUUACUCCAUUUCAAUGUCUUUCACCAUCCCAAAAUGAUGUUAAUAACACUUAUUUGAAUACCUUUGUUGAAUACAAAGAAUGUUCCCCAUCCUCAAGUUGUCAUUCACUACCAAUUCCCUGCCAAGAAUUAACUGUUGCAAUGAGGAAUUCUAAUCAACAAUUUUCUGAAUAUUCGGCAAGCUACGAAUGCGAAGUUUGUGGCCAACAGUCAGAACAUCUUAUUCGUUGCAAUAUUUGUCUUUCAAGUGAAGAAGUUGGUGCAAAACUUCGUUUUCACAUUACUUGUGCUCCACUUGCUGAUGUUACUUUUGAACGAAGACAUUACCCAGAAAAUGUUAUUGCUGUAUGUUCCUUUCAUCACAGUGAUCAACAAGAUGAUCCAGUCUAUACUGAUGUCCAAAAAUUUCAAAUUAAUCAAGAAGUUAUUGUUCAUCAAGAAGGUGAUGACAACGAAGAAAAUCUUACCGGUGUUGGCCGUAUUGUUGGAAUAACAGAACAUUUAUGUGCUACUGUUGAUUUUUUGGAUGGAACAAUAUCAGGAGACCUUUUUCUUGGAGAAAUUAGAAAUUGUGAAUGUAAAUGGUUUGGCUGUAGUGGUGGAUCACACAUUCCAGGAUCAUUAGUUUAUGUUGAUUGGCCUGAUGAAAAGAUCUAUGAAGCUUAUUACCGUGGGAAAAUGCCAAAACCUCGAUUUAAAAUAAAAUUAACGCCGCCGUUUAAAACACCAAAUGAUGAUUUAAUUGAAGUUGGAGCAGAAUGUAUUUAUUUUGGGGACGAGCAACUUCCAGAGGGUGUGCACGAACAUUUGAGGAAUGCUUACAGAGGCUCACAACAAUCUAUCUAA